CGUACUGGUGGCGCAAAAUAGACAAGAAUUCAAGAAGGGAGCACCAAGGCCACUUACCAGUGGAAGAUGAACAGAGAAAGAAACGAUAUCUGGCGCAUAUUAGAGGAAAAUGUCAUAAUUGCCUCUCAACACGGCACAAGGUGUCUGAAUGCCGAUACAUCACUAAAUGUUGGAAAUGUUUGAAAGCGGGGCACAAGGCCCGAGCCUGUCCAUCUUGGAGCAGCAAUUUUAUGAAGCCCACUAGCGAGCAGCAGCAGGAACCCACGACAUCAUAUCCCAAGGCUACCACCAUCGGUACUCCAUCUCCCAGAGCUACCACCAUUGGUUCGGCCGCUCGCACGGCCGGACGCUCCUACCUCCAAGCAACCAAGGGUGAGACGGCGACCAUGGAGACCUACCCCGGCGACCCGCACGCUCACCCUGAGCUGGCUGUCUGCGCGAUCUCCGCGACAGGCGCCAUCAAACGCAAGAGGGAGUCCAUCAUCGGCAAGACGGCGGUUUGUUGGCUCAGCAGCAAUAGCCACGAGUCGGAACCACACCACGUCGUCAAUGCCCUCAACGAACAGCUCCGCAUCAGCCGCCACGAAAUCAAGGUUGUCAAGCACUACCCCGAGCAAUAUCUGGUCUUCUUCACCGACAGCCGGGCCUUCCAGCGCGCUGUGAACCACCAUGGCGUCCGGAGCAGGGGUCGAACCUUCAACUUCGAGCCCUGGACAGAAUGUCGCCACGCUGUGGAGAAGCAGCUUGAGUUCCGGGUGUGGCUACGCAUCGAGGGGCUGCCGGCUCACGCCUGGUCGGAGGAAGUUGCAGGGAAGAUCAUCGGACAACACUGCGCCAUCCACUACGUCGAGAGACACUCUCGCCGCCAAGACCGCACAAGAACUUACGACCUGUGGGCAUGGUCGUCCAACCCCAGUAAGAUUCCCAAAAUCAUUCUCCUCACCAUCACUGACCCUGACAGGGAGCUUGCGUCUGGCGAUGAUGUUGAGCUUUUCCACGACCCACCCCGGGGCUACAAGGGCGCCUUUGACUACAAGCUGCACAUCCAUCUGGAUGUGGUGGAGGAUCUCUCCUUCUUUGGUGGGAGAGGUGGUGGCAACGGGCACAACAGAAAGCCAAGUCGCGAGUUCCUGUGGAACUAUGGCAUGUCGGACUACCUUGGUGAGCGGCGCUCCAACCAGCAGCACGACAAACUACGCCGGGCGCGACUACCACCCUCGCCGCGAUAGAGACGACCACGACGACAACUUGAACCACGGGGUGCGGCGUCACAGGAGCCAGUCAUCGUGGGGAAGAACGACCCGCUGCCGUGGGGUGGUGGAGGACUGCUAUAGCUCCUCCCGCUUUCAGGGUGGCAACCACGGGCACCGUAGCAGGGCGAUGGCACUUGGGGGAAGUUAGCUCACCUGGCGCAAGAAGGCUAACUUUGGCAAGAGAGUCACCUUUGCCAACCCACUGUGCCAGAUCAUGGGCCAUCCAUCCAAGGAGGAGCGCAUAAAGAACAUGCUGGUUUCGGCUCCAGGCUGGGCUCCGGUCGCUUCACCAACACACCUUGGCGGUACAGCAGAGGAGGGUCUGCAGCAUGACCGCAUCGAGACAGUGCAGCAUCUCCCACAGCCCCUGACGGGCGCAAAGAUGGAAGCAAUCAAGACAUUGGUGGAGAUAGGGAACCAGCCCAGGAACAAGAGGAAAAGCAGGGUCCUGCCAAUGCCGGGAACAGCAGCAGCGGCGCAGGAAGCCUGAUGGACGGUGAUGGGCUUCCCCCAUCAGUUAUCGUAGUUGUCUUUGUGUUUCUUCCAUGUUAGGCCAGACAGUUAAGAACUUAUUUUGGUUUGUACUACUUAUUCGGCCGGCAAAUUUGGCCUUGCGGCUUCAGCGAUGUUCUGGCCGGGUGGUGCCCGACAUCGACGCUCACGAAACACGCCGAACCAGCAGCUCAACAUUUCCGUAGAUUUAUAAUUGGCUCUAAUGCCCAGCAAGGAAGUCCUAGUCAGCAGCCUGAACUUUGCAUUCACUCUCCAAGUGCAAGUUGUCAAUGUUUUGUUUAUGUCACAGAAAAAUUGUAAUAUC
Molecule: messenger RNA, 2070 nt
Organism: Panicum virgatum (switchgrass)
Lineage: Eukaryota; Viridiplantae; Streptophyta; Magnoliopsida; Poales; Poaceae
Exons: 3
Coding region: 231-1229 (332 amino acids)
Source: RefSeq, a predicted model, not a curated record